GGACCUGUAGUGUUGUGCGACGGUAACGGGCGACUGGAGACGGAGAAAAAUAUUAUUAGAAAUUUGUAAUUAAAUAAUAAAAAGGACAAGAUGUCUCGUCGUCUGCCAAGACGCACGCGCGUUUACGACUGCAAUUACGACAAAGGCGAAAGUUACUACAGGCCAGCACUCGACAGGCUGGACAAGAAAUUCACCGGCAGACUGGACAAGCCUUUUGAAGAACGCGCCUCAUCCCUCACCAAUGCUGCCGAUGACGUUUUUAAACGUCGCCCUGCCGCUUUCGAUGACAUGGACUUCCCUAGCCGCCGAUCUGGCAACACCGCCAGGGAAGCAUUCGACGAAGCUGUCGAUAAGGCUUUCGACUACAAAGGCGGUUUGGUGUCCAGAGGACUCCGCAGACCAUUGAGUGUCUCUUUCGAUACUGACCCAGAUUUCGCUGACGAGGUCAAUUCAUCUCUGAGCAAAAUGCGUUUGGCAAAGAAAAAAAUUGGUUUCGAAGACGAUGAACCCGUUUUGAGGCCACGCACUCGAUUUACAGACUUGGAAGAUGGUGUCGAUUCUUCGGCCACCUCCUCUUCCAUGGUUGCCAGGAAGCGCGUCUUGAAGAUCUCCUCCUCUGUUGAGAACUCGAGCGACGUUGCCACAUCAGCUGGAGAAUUGAGAAGUGGCGCCAAAUGGACUGCUCUGCGCGCCUCUGAUGACGAAGGUGGCGCUGCCGCCCUUCGUGCUAAACAAUCUCGGGCCCUCCUGGCCGACAUCGAAAGCGACCUGGCCCAAGCUGCCGAAAGGCAGGUGCACCGCGAGAAGCGCCUUGCGGGACUCCGAAAGAUGAUGGCGGAGAAUCGCGAAGAGGAUGCCGAAUACGAGCGACUAAUGCAGAGGGGUGAGAAGGUGCGCAGCGAGAUGGUCACGGAGGACAGAAAGAUGCUGGCGUUUUAAGGAAAGAGAGGGAUGGGGGAUGAGAGGGAUAAGGAAGGGUGAGGGAGAAAGAGAGAGGGAUAAGGAGGGAUAGAGGAAGGAAGUUGAGAAAGUGAGGGAACAACGGGAGUGAAGAAAAGAGAUGUAGGUUUAAUUAAGAUGUAGAAGAGCGAGAUGGAUAUUUAACAACUAGAUAAAAGAUAAAGAGAGAAAUGGAUAGUUAGAAAAAGAGAAGAACAGGGAAGAUUAUAAAAUAAAGUAGAUGAUUAUUUUUUUAAAGAGUUUAAUAAAAUUUUAAAUGUUUGGGCCUAUACUCGGAUACACAACUUACACAAAAAAUGCAGUAUAGGUAAUAGCAAUUCUCCGUGACAUGUUCCAUCUUAAAUGGCAACAUAAGGAUAACAUAGCAAAAUAAAAUAAAUGCACUGGGAAUAGCUAAUUUUUAACUUACUAAAACUAAAGUGAGACUAAUAACAUAACCCUGCUAUGUUAUCCGAGAAUUGGUCCAUAAACAUUUGCCUAAUGAUGCAAUUUCAAUUUAACUUUUUUUUUAAUUAUUAUUAGACAAUCAGCCGAGCCGUUUCUUUGACUGAAUUUCUAAAACGAUUUUGAAAAGUAAAAAACUGUUGAGAAUCAUGUUAAUUAGAUUUUUGUAAAGAUAAGUUGAACUGCUUCUUUGUCAUUAAUUUGAAAAAACAACUUGAAGACGUUAUUAAAACUUUGCAUAGUAAUAAACACCUGAAAAUUAAGCCUAUAAAAAAGGACUUCAAAUAUUAAAAUCAAUUAAAUUUUUAAUUAUUGACCACGCUCUUAGGACAUACUCCGUGUAUGUCCUAAGGGAUUGUUCGAGUUCAAGGCUAGUUAUUUUUUCAUAAAAUGUAUCUUGUUUACUUUAAUUUAAAUUUUGUCAUUACAUAAAUUUAAAAAUCAACAAGAGUGACACUUUAUUUAAAACUAUAUUCAAGUCAGUACCAACAUUAAAUAAUUCUCCCCAGCAGUACCAACAUAAAAAAACAAAAUGUAACUAUAAUUUAUAUCUAUGGCGCUUGUUUCAAAAUAUUUUGU
This is a messenger RNA of Ctenocephalides felis (cat flea), 1983 nucleotides long. RefSeq lists its product as uncharacterized. NCBI's taxonomy places the organism in Eukaryota, Metazoa, Arthropoda, Insecta, Siphonaptera, Pulicidae. The transcript is spliced from 6 exons. The coding region runs from base 91 to 939 and encodes 282 amino acids. The record is from RefSeq and is a predicted model, not a curated record.